AUGGCAGCGGUGGAAGCACAGAUCGUGGUGGCCCAGGCCGCUGACGGUGGAGGCGCGACCGAGGCGACGCUAGAACAACAGCAGUGGACUCGAGCGUUGCCUGAUACCGGCAAUUUGGCAGACUUGCAUGCGGUUGUCUCGGAGGUUCGGGCCGCGAUGAAUGCCCACCUGACGGCGGCCAUUGAAGCUCAGGGCCAAUCAGUGCAAGGGAACCGCCGCUCAUGCUGUGUGCGUUGUGACAUUAAUGCUUGGCACGAGCAGAGGACGACAAGCGCGAUCAUCUUGAAGACGAGGACGAAGACGACUGAUGGCUUGACUGGCUAUUCACCCCACGCCUGCUUUUCUGAGUGA
This is a messenger RNA of Monosiga brevicollis MX1, 351 nucleotides long. RefSeq lists its product as uncharacterized. NCBI's taxonomy places the organism in Eukaryota, Choanoflagellata, Craspedida, Salpingoecidae. The transcript has 2 exons. The record is from RefSeq and is a predicted model, not a curated record. The coding region runs from base 1 to 351 and encodes 116 amino acids.